GAUACAGAAACCUGUAAUGUGCGCACAAAACUUGCGCGGCGAUUUCAAAAUAAAUAUGGGGUGGUUUAUUAGGGGAGCCCCGCCCUUCUUUAUUAAAGCUUGCAUAAUUUAUUUUGAAAUAACUGUGAUGAAUUGACCAAAAAAUGGGAGACUCCCUCGGUUUUUGUGAUAAAAUAGGAUACAACCUGUCCGAAUUAGGAAAAUGGGAAGUAUGGCAAAACAUAAUUCUGGGUCAGUUUCUGUCGAUAAUAUUGUGCGGAAUAAACACUUUGGCACACUACGUGAACUCAAACUCAAGCUCAGUUUUGCCCACGGGACAAAGCUUCCCACACUACAUGUUCUUGUGUGCCAUUUACACCAGCUGGCUGGCAUUUCGAAGAGGAGAAAAAGGCCUUAUCUCCGUUAUUAAGUGUAGAGGUUGGCGAUAUCUUUUGCUUUGCCUUAUAGAUGUUCAAGCCAACACUCUAUUGAGUACGGCACACCAAUUUACCACUCUGACAAGCAUACAGUUGUUGGGUUGUGUGGCCAUUCCAGUGGCGUUAGCUCUGAGUUGUCUCGUACUGGGGGUUCGUUAUCGUAUGGUGCACAUUCUUGCAGUUUCCGUUUGCCUCAUGGGUGUUGGUUGCCUAGUUUGGGUUAAUAUUGAGGACACCAAAAUUGAUGGUAAAAAUCAGUUGGUUGGAGAUAUGUUAUGCUUGGGAGGGUCGGUUUUGUUUGCGAUUGUUACUGUUUUGCAAGAGUUGUCAGUAAAAACUACCGAUAUUGUUGAAUAUUUGGGAUUGUUGGGACUUUUUGGAAGCAUCAUAAGCGGGUUACAGAUGUUUCUCUUGGAAAAACAAACGUUAAUUUCUUCGAAUUGGAGGAGCUCUAGUGCGUUAAUAUCGACAUUUUCAGCCUGCCAAUUCAUGUUCUGUACGUUUUCAUCGGUAUUUUUACUGAACAUGGGAACGACAGCCUUACAUUUGUCCCUUUUGUCGGGAAAUUUUUAUACACUCAUAGUAGGAAUACUACUGUUUAAUUAUAAGUUUCACGCCUUAUAUUUUCUAUCUUAUACGCUCUCUAUGACCGGGGUUUAUAUUUACGCGAUAAAACAAACACCAAUGGCGGCUCAACGAACGCCUGCCAAUCAAAACACGGAACUUAACAACUCCACAACCAGGUCUGAAUGUCAACUGCGUGAGCACAUGAUAACGGACAGCCCUGAAAGGAAUGCUGCCGAAAUACUGUCGACUUUCGGUACCCUCAACAGUAACGACACUUUUCCGCUCAGUCACAGUACAAACACGACUUUUACGUCGUUUUACGGUAGCCAUGACGUUCUGGACACUAAUACGACGAGUACAUAGUACAUGUGUAACGCUCCUACGCGCACAUCGACGAAUUUUAUGGAUUCAUACGUUUGAGAUAUAUUUAGUGAUUUUAAUGGUUCAUUUCGUCAAAUCAAUCAGGUUUUUUGUAGGUCCUGAAAAUAACAACUUUCACCGUAUUUAUAACGUAAUGCUGCACAAAAUGUAGUUUAUAUGUUAUCACAUAUCGCUUCCAUAGUAAAAAAGCACAAUAGUAUUUUCAACACAAGUUUUAUAAAAAAGGGUUAUUUCGUAUAUUUAGACAGCGCCUACUGAUA
Messenger RNA from Brassicogethes aeneus, 1624 nucleotides. The record is from the annotation of a GenBank genome assembly. Lineage: Eukaryota; Metazoa; Arthropoda; Insecta; Coleoptera; Nitidulidae.